AACUUAGAAAUAAAACCAGGUGGCCUGGUGGCUGUUGUUGGACCAGUUGGUGCUGGUAAAUCCUCACUGUUGGUGGCACUGCUUGGUGAAAUUAAUAUUUUAUCUGGAAUGGCCAAUCUUAAUGUGAGUAAAUAUAAUUGUUGAAAAUUUCAUCUUAAUUUAUCAUUUAAGAGUUAAAUUAAAUUUCAUUGUCUUAAUAGGAAAAUAUUUAGAAAAAAUAAAGAAAGCCAAAUUGACUUUCUUCAUUAUCCACCCUUCAUUAGAGUUUAGAUCUUAAAUUUUCUUCAAGUCUGCAUCUCAGUUUUAAGUGACAUUUAAAUAUAAUAAUAUAAAUGAAGGUAUAACUUUUAAUUUUUAAUGAUCUUGUGUUGCUUUUCAAAGCAAUGCUCCUCUUAAAAAAAAAAAAAUUAGCUAAAUUUCAAUAACUAAAUAUAAAAAAUAUUAUAAUGGCAUGAGAACUUCAGUCAUCUGUAGCAUAUGUUCCACAACAAGCCUGGAUCCAGAACACAACUGUACGUAACAACAUACUAUUUGGGCAAUUAUUUGAUGAAACAUUGUACCAACAAGUUUUAGAGGCCUGUGCCUUGAAACCAGAUCUGGAAAUGUUGCCUGCUGGAGAUAUGACAGAAAUAGGUGAAAAGGUGAAAUGAAGUUCUCUUUUUCACGAUAACAUAACUUAUUUGCACCUAAAUAUUGUCAUUACAAAAUAAUUUUUAAAAAAGGAGUUAGAAAGGAAAUAUUUAUAAUUAUAUAUUGACUAACAAUUUUUUAUUUAUUCAACUUUAACAUUUUAAUCAAAAUUUUUUUUAUAAAUACCUUAAUAAAAAUUUAGGGAGUGAAUUUGUCAGGAGGACAGAAGCAGCGUGUUUCUUUGGCCAGAGCAGUUUAUAGUCAAGCUGACAUCUUCCUUUUUGAUGACCCACUCAGUGCUGUUGACAGCCAUGUUGGGAAACAUAUCUUCACUCAUGUCAUGGGCCAUGAUGGUCUUCUUGUAGGAAAGGUAUGGGGCUUCUAAUAUCAUUUGUAAUCUCAUGUAAUUUUUGUUGAAUUUUGGCUUUAUUUAAUUUAGCAUGAUUUUAUUAUUAUAAGUGGAACUUAUUUUGUGAGUGUAUCUUCUAGCCAAAAUUAUUUUGGUAUUUGCAUGAAACUAAAUAUUUAGUUGACUAACCGUUGUUGCAUUGUUUAACACCUCUCAAUGUGUCUUUCUAUUUCUUGAUCAUACACAGCCAACUCCAUAUUCUGACAAAGCUCUUUACCACCCCCCCCCCCCUUUUUCCCCUUUUGUCUAGACCAGUUCAAAUCUUGAUAUUUCAUUACGCAGAUGUCCAGGGCUUAUAUGUUCACAAACAAUCAAGAUAUUCUGCACAAGUUUAUAUUUCCCAAGUCAUGAAUUUUGACUGGGCAGUAAUUUCAGUAUGAAGCAGUAGUAUGUUAGUUGAGCACUUUGUAAUGACAGUUUUUUCCCACAGACCCGUCUUCUGGUCACCCAUAGCUUGAACUGGUUGCCAGAUGUGGACUUAAUAAUUGUGAUGAAUGAUGGAAAGAUAUCGGAGGCAGGGACAUUUGAAAUUCUAACAAAACAUCAAGGAGCUUUUGCAAAGUUUUUGGAUCUGUAUUUAAUUCAUACAGGAUCUGAAAGCAGUAUUGCAGAUACUUAUUCAAACUAUAUUAGUCCAGGUAUUGUUUUUAAUUUUCAUUGGAGAAUUUGUACUAAAUUUAAAUACUGAUACAUACAAUUUUUCAGUAAAAUUAUAGGUAUAAACUUAAAAAAUAAAAUGAUUGAAAACAUUAAAAAUGGAGACAGUUGCUUAGUCAUGAAAAUAUUUUCCUAUGCUGUUGUCAAUAUGAUCAUCUUAUGUUGUAAGUUCAUCAGUUUAUUAGCUGCUCUUUAGCUUUACGCUCUUCACCGAAAUUUAAAAAAAAUAAAUGUUUGAAGUAAAUUAAUAGUGCUAAAAAUUGUUAUAAUAUUUAUUUACAAAAUAUGAAAAUGAAAAAACUUCAGUAACAUUUUGUUUUUUUAACACUUAAGUUAAUUUUAUUAUAGCUCCCAAUAACACAAAUAAAGCAAUUUUUUAUUACUGUUUUAGUCGUACUAACAGAAAAAAGGUCUCAAGACAUUAGGAAGUCCAUUGAAAGGUUUGCUUUAUAACAAUUUUUCAUUUUGUAACAGAUUUAUAAAAGUAGAAAUUUAAAUGGUGUCUAUAUUAAUUUAAUUUUGUUAAUGUGCAUUUAAUAUAAUGACAUUUUUAUUAAAAUAACCUUUAAAUUAUAAAAUGUUUAAAAAUAUCAAAGAUAUUUAUUUGUUUAUAAACAUCAAUUUUGACCAAGUGGCAGAACCUUAUUUUAAAAUAUAAAAUUUAAUGCAAUAAAUUUAAUAAAUUAAAAUAAUAUAGACCUACAUAUAUUCCAUUGUAUAAAUAAAAUUGACCAAAGGAAAAAUAAUUAACAAUUCUCUUGCAUUAUAUAAAUAUUUUUAUACUUAUUAUUAUCAUCACUGAAAUUAUUUGUUAUGUAUUGAACUAAAUCUGUAUAGCACAGACAUUUACUCUACAUCUCGGGCUAUCAUGGAUGAAUGUAAUCAUGACCUCGAGGAGAAGAGCAGACUUAUCACUAAGGAGAAAAUAACAUUUGGAAAAGUAAGAGUUACCAGUUACCUUCAUUACCUAACAGAUUGCAUUAUUGAACACUUUUCUUAAUAGUUUUUUAAUAGACCUACUAUAUAUUUUAACCAGUCUUGAUAUUGUUUCUACAGAACUAAAGAUUCUCUUUACUAACUGAAAUUAACUUAUUUUAAGAAAAAAGGUGCUUAAAUAUUGUAUUUAGACUUUUAAAUAUGUACUUCAAGGUAGUAAGACUAUCCAUACAAGCAUUUUAUUUCUAUAAAAUUAUAUUUUUAUACUAGCAUUUACUGACAUUUGUAAAUGCAGGUGACAUUUCACAAAUUAAAUAAGCAAAUGAGGAACAAUUUCAUUCACAUGGAGGCCUACAUUUUGAAUUUUUUGUGCAUAAAAAUUAAGGCUAUUUAAACCAUCAUAUAUUCAAAUUGUACAAUUAGAUAAUAGGGCCUAGUCAUCAUUUAUUUUUUUUUUAAAGUAUGGCUGUUAAUGCCAACUUAAAUUUUAUACAAUUGCCUUUGCAGUUUAUAAGGAGUGCUUUAAAAAACACACACAUAUUUUAAAAAAGUACCUAGGCCUAUGGAUAAAAGUUUCAUGCUGGACAUCUUUGAACAUGUUAACUUUUGAAUUUGUUCUUAAACAUUAGAAUUUAUUUCAAGAAUUAAAUAUAUUUCAGAAAGCAGAGAUCAAACUGUAAACUCCAAAUCUGCUUCCCAGAUCUUUUGAAGUAAAGAAAACAUUUUUUUUAAGCCAACAUAAUUAAUUAUAUUUUUUUUUUCAUUUGAAAACCUAGGUCAAAUGGACUGUGUACUUGGAGAUUCUAAAUGGUUACGGCAAAAUGUAUGCAUUUCUCUCAGCUAUUAUGAUUAGUGCAUUUCACAUUGCUUACAAUUUCUCUUUCAUCUGGUUGACAAAAUGGAAUGAUGAUGAUAAACUUGCUAACACGACAGAAUUACCAGCCUCUAGUUCAGAAAGAUUUGACAGAAACCAAUAUUUCAUCAUAGUCUUUGCAAUUUUUGGUGUACUGCAAAGUGAGUUCUGAAAUUUUUGUUGAUGUUAUUUAAAAGCAUGUGUACUAAAAAAAUAGAGCAGCUACUAGGAAAAGAUGUGUUAUGUUGAACUAAUGAUAAAAUAUACAAAGAUAAACGGAAGAUAAGAUAUAACAAAUCAACCUAAAAACUGUAGGAACUGAAGAUAAGAUAUAACCAAUUGAACUUAAGAAAAGAUAUUACAAAUUAAUUGAAAUAUUAAAAUAUAACAACUUAAUUUAACUGAAUAUAAUAUAUAAAAAAUAUUGAAGCAAUGUAGGUUUUUAAACAGGUCCAUAAAGAAAAUAUUAGCCUUUAAAAAAAAAUAAUUAAAAAUAAAUCCAAGCAGAAUGAAAAAAAAUUCAGGUGCUCCUCUAGUAAAAUGUAGAAAAUCCUAACACCAUCAUUGGUUUGCUUUGUUAUACAUUCUAUUAGCAUGUUGCAACUUGACCUCACUGAAGUCUAAAUUCUAUAUUGCUACUCUUACUUAGUAACAAUUUUUGUACACAAUAACUGCAACAAAUACUAUAAACAGAUUGAGCACCAAUAAUUUUAAAGAGCUCAUAAGUGUUCAAACCCUGUUACUGUCUAGGAUAAAAAUGUAGAAUUUUAUAAAAUCAAUUUUCCUCUUGAAAAUUAUAGCCCUGUGCUGCAUGAUGUAUGCUUGUGUACUGCAGUACCGUCAUGUGGUUACAUCACGAGUAAUCCACACACAGCUGCUGAAUGGGAUUCUCAAAGCACCAAUGAGUUUCUUUGACACAACACCCAUGGGUCGAAUACUGAAUCGUCUCAGCCAAGAUCUAGAUAUCCUGGACAAUGACAUUUUCUUAGAGCUUGAAGUCUACAUUGAACAUGCUAUGUUUUCGAUUGGCAUUCUGGUCAUAAUAUGCUAUGCAUUUCCAGCCUUUAUUGCUAUUGCAAUUCCAGCUAUUAUUAUUUUUUUCCUUGUACAGGCAAGUUAAAAAGAUAACAUUACCAGUUGUAUAAAAAUUAGCUGUUUUUUUUAAAAAAACAAGAUUUUCAUUAAUGUUAACUUUAAAAGAUGCCAUUUAAAAAAACAACAACUAUACUCAGGCACUACUUUAUUUACUUGAGACUAGUCAGACUGUUAACAUCUUAGUUUGUCCUGCUACUUAUAUUUGUAACUUUAUUUCUAUAAAUAAAUGAACAUUUUUGGUAACAUAGUUGAGCCUUUAGAAUUAGAAUUUAAAUAAUUUCUUAAUUCAUACUGAUGAGUGCUUCAAAAAAUAAUUUCAUUAUUUGUUCACUAAUUUGUUGAAUAUCAAUUAUCCAAAUUUUAUUUACCCCACACUUAAAUUAAUAAUAGUUUUUUGUUCCAGCAAUAUUAUGUAAAAACAUCUUGUCAACUAAGACGUAUUGCAGCCAAAAAUCGCUCCCCUGUUUUUGCUCACUUCAGUGAAAUGUUGUCAGGGGUUAGUGUUAUAAGAGCUCACCAACAGCAGGCCAGAUUUAUUGUGGAAUCAGAGGCCAAAGUAGAUAAUUUACAGAAACCAAUGGCAAUAUCAUAUGCAGCCAGCAAGUGAGUUUUAUAACAUAAUAAAGCAUACUUAAGGCAAAUGAACAGCUGCAAGUCAGAACAAAAUACAGAACCAUAAAGAGUAUUUAUGGGCAAAAAAUCCACAAGGGAUAAACAAAAAAUGAAGGAAAUAUUUUAACAUGACAGUGGGGACACAAACAUAUUAGGAAAAUGAAUGGCACACAUCUAACAAAUAAUGAUUUAGAACCCCAAAAUAAACUGGGUUAUUUUUUCAACCAUGUUAAAAUGGAUUCAAUUUUAUUUAACUAAACCUAAUAACUGAGAGACAGGGGUUGAAUAUUUUGACUUUUCAUAUUCUUAUUUACAGGUGGAUGCAAAGUCGACUAGAUAUAAUAACAUACUUCUUCAUUAUUGCCGUCACUAUUUUGGCAAUUUUGUACAAAGGAGAUGUACCAACUGGUCUUGUCAGCUUGUCUUUGACAUAUGUGCUAAUGGUAAGAAUUAAAAAUAACACAACAGCCAACGCAAUGAAGCCUUACAUUUUUUCCAUUUAAAGGAAUAAAGGAAAAACAAAUAGAAUAUCAUAAAAUCAAUGUAUAGAAAAUAUCUCAUAGUUUUUUUUAAAUAAGUUAGUAGAGUAAGCCCUUACCUGAAAAUUCUACUUAUUUAGAGUUCAUGAGGAUUUUUAAUAACAGAUUACUUAAAAGUAACUAAGUAAAUAAUAAAAGGUUGGUAGGUAUCAUAUUUUGUGUGAGCCUAGUUUAAUUUUCAUUUUGACAAAAAUGACCUUGUUGCUUUUAUUAGAUGACCAGUGAGUUAACAUUGGUGACUCGAAUGUCAAGUGAACUGGAAGCAAACAUUGUGUCGGUGGAGAGGAUGUUGGAGUAUUCAAGUCUUAAACCUGAGGUGAUUUUAAUCUUAAAAACAUUACUUACAAGAUGUUGAUCUUUGGAUAAAAAUGAAGUUGUAAUGUUUCUAAUCAAAUUUUUCUCUGGUUAGCUCUAGAUAUCAAGUAUAAUGUACUUGUUCAAGUUUUGUAAUGAAUAAUAUUUUAACUAUGGGAGAAAAUAUAUGAGUAUCCUUAAAUUUAUACAAUUGAAAAUUCUCUUAUGUAAAAUGAAACUAGAAAAAGAAUAUUUCAGGAUUUUAAAGAAUCAAGAACCAGUCAUAGAGAAUUAGUGAUCUGUUAGUAUUUUUUGUUAAUUUCCAAAAAAUACUAACGAAAAAAUGACUAGAGGUACUUAUCACUCAAACUGAGUUUUCUUUAUUUAACUCUGCUGGACCAAUUCACAGGCAGAAUGGGUUUUACCAGGGGACAGCCCAGCCCUUGACAUGUGGCCAUCACUGGGUCAUAUAGAGUUUGUCAACUACAGCACAAGGUACAGGGAUGGCCUGGACCUAGUGUUAAAUGAUGUUAGCUUCACAAUACAUCCAGGAGAAAAGGUAAUGUCUUGAAGAUUUUAUUUACUAUUGCAUUCUUCUAGUGUAAGAUAACCAUUAUGUUCAAGUUCUUUAAACUUUUAAGGUAUAAAAGUUUGCUUAUUUAUCACACCAAGCUAAAUAUGAAGCAAAUAAAAUAGUUCAUAAGCAAUUGCGCAAUAGUUUGUAAUUUUUAUAAUUUCCCCUCUAAUUACAUUAUUUCAGCCAUUAUAUGUUAAAUAAUGGACCAUUACAUUCCUUAAAACUCAUGUAAUUCACCAAAUUUAAUAUACAGUAAUACUACCCUGACUGAUUCCCCUCCUCUGACCGAUAAACGAUCUUGCUGGCUGCCGUCCAUGGUUUGCCUUGUAAAAUUUAUGAGGUGGGGUGGGUGAAUAUACAUUGCUGUUCUUUAUUUCAUAAAUGUAUUUUAUUUUAAUGUCAUGAUUAUGUUUCUUUUGAUAAAAAUUUUUAUGUACAGCGCGGUGAGACAAGCCCCAGGCUGGAGUACCUCGCUAUAUAAGACCUCUUAUUAUUAAUUUAUCUGGUAAAUCCAUGUUACAUUGAAUUGAUGUCAUUAUUCUGUUUGCUACUAUUUCAGAUAGGUAUUGUGGGUAGAACAGGGGCAGGUAAAUCUUCUCUGAUGCUUGCAAUGUUCAGAUUGACUGAGGCAGCAAGUGGACUCAUUAGAAUAGAUGGUGUGGAUAUAUCCAAAAUUGGUUUACAUACUUUAAGACGCGGCGUGACUAUACUUCCACAGGUAACUUGAAUUCUCAGAAAAAUUAUCGAAGUCUUUAAACAAAAUAGGGUUUAUCUCUCAAAAUUAGUCUGUUGUUCAUUUUGAAAUAUCAAAAGAAUAUUGAUGAUAGUUUCAGCAUUUUUUGAAAAUAAUAAACAGAUAUUAAAUCAUUCAGUAUUGUUGAGACAGGUUAAGUUAAAUCCAUUUUAAUUGAUUCACAGAAUUAUUAUUUUAUAAACCUUUAACACCUAUUUUUCCCCAUGAAAUAACUGCAACUCUUUUGAUCAUGUAUAGAAAUAAUUCAACAAGCACCACCUGUGUGGUUUUAGCAAUCAUAUACCAUGUUAUAACAUAUUCUCACCCCAUUACAGUAAGUUAUGUCUGAAAAUUGAAAUAAUUACAAAACAAAUGCAGAAUACAAAGUACUAUUCUGUUUUUUGACAGGAUCCAGUAUUAUUUGCUGGCAGCCUGAGAGUGAAUCUUGACCCAUUUAAUAAAUGUUCCGAGGAUGAACUCUGGCAUGCCUUAGAUCUGGCCAACCUGAAACCAUUUGUGCAGACUUUAUCCAAAGGGUUGGAACAUGAGGUUGGAGAAGGGGGAGGUAAGCUGAGGUAAGCAUUUUUUUGGUCAUAACCAGUUAUGUAUUGUUAGAAUGAUGUGAAUGUGAUGCCAAGCCCUUUUCAUUAAUAUUUAGGCAGCAAGAUAUACAAUGUACCAAAACCCUCUAUUUUUGUGUGAUUGAUAUUCUCGUUGUAGUUUAUUUCAAUUACUAUUACAUUAUGAUUCACCUUUCAUAAACAAACGCCUUUCAUAUUUAUAACAUUUACUAGUGGCAGCUUAUAGAAGUACUGAGAAAAUAUGUUGAUUCCAUUAUUAUCAUAUUGUUUUCAAAUGUGAAGAAAUUUGAGUUACGUUAAACAUGUUUUCCCCUAAUUUCAGUAUGGGACAGCGGCAGCUCGUGUGCUUGGCAAGAACUCUACUUCGGAAGACAAAAAUUCUAAUUUUAGAUGAAGCAACAGCAGCAGUUGACAUGGAGACUGAUGACCUAAUACAAAGGACAGUUCGCACUGCCUUCCAAGAUUCAACUGUACUUACUAUAGCUCACAGGCUCAACACAGUAUUGGAUUAUGACAGG
Lymnaea stagnalis (great pond snail) is the source of this 8434-nucleotide messenger RNA. The record is from the annotation of a GenBank genome assembly. NCBI's taxonomy places the organism in Eukaryota, Metazoa, Mollusca, Gastropoda, Lymnaeidae.